CGGAGGCGCGUGGUAGUGAUGGCGGCGCUCAGUGAGACUUUCCUGUCACUGGAUACUACUACUCCCAACCCUCCUCAAAGCCGCCAGAGCAACCCCCAGGUCUUUAGUUUACAAGUGGCAAUUUGACUUGCGUUGCUGCAUGUCUGGAGGGACCAAGGAAAGUGUGGAGACGCUCUGGGGAUUAGGUGAUCGCAGCUUGAAAAGAAAAAAAGCGAAACAAAUAAACAAAACCCACCCACCCUAACAAAUAUGAGGCUGCUGGAGAGAAUGAGGAAAGACUGGUUCAUGAUCGGAAUAGUACUGGCGAUCGCCGGAGCUAAACUGGAGCCGUCCAUGGGGGUGAAUGGGGGACCAUUGAAGCCAGAAAUAACUGUAUCCUACAUUGCUGUUGCAACAAUAUUCUUUAACAGUGGACUAUCAUUGAAAACAGAGGAGCUGACCAGUGCUUUGGUGCAUUUAAAACUGCAUCUUUUUAUUCAGAUCUUCACACUUGCAUUCUUCCCAGCUACAAUAUGGCUUUUUCUUCAGCUUUUAUCAAUCACACCCAUCAAUGAAUGGCUUUUAAAAGGUUUGCAGACAGUAGGUUGCAUGCCUCCGCCUGUGUCUUCUGCAGUGAUUUUAACCAAGGCAGUUGGUGGAAAUGAGAAGUUGUCAAUAUUGCUGACCACUUACUUCUUAAUGUAUUUAUUUUGAAUUGCCUCAUUGGCCAUUGGUGCCCUGCCCCUUGCCUCCACCUUAUUUACCUUAUGGACCAUCACUGCACAUAUCAUCUCUUUGUGUGACAUGCCUUCCACAACACUGUGCAGAGAAGUGUUUAGUUGUGCUUUAAAAUAUGCUGUUCUUGUGAUCGUGAAUAAGUCUCAUGAGACCUUACAGUUUUAUAAAGGGGAGGUCCACUGCACAUUCUUUCCCGUCUGCCACCAUGUAAGACAAGCCUUUUGCCUUCCAUCAUGAUUGUGAGGCUUCCCCAGCUAUGUGGAACUGUGAAUCCAUUAUACUUCUUUUUCUUUAGAAAUUAAAAAAAAAGGUAUUAUCAAAUUUAAGGAGGUAAAGAGUGUUCAUUUUCUAGUUGCUACUCUUCACUAACUCACUCUACCUUCCUCAUUCAUAGAUUUCUUUUUACAUUGCCUCCUCCUCUACCUUCUGUUAUUUAUUUUUUCUUCAUCUUUUAGGUCUUAAUUCUGUUUCUUCAUCCUGUCUGUAGCUCUUCAGGAAGGGUUCUGUUGUUAAAUUAGAGAUAAAUUGUAAAGGCAGGCAAUUAAGAACUCUUUCUAAAAACACCUUUAGUAACAAUCCAUAUUGAUUUAGUACUUGCAUGGGUGUUGAGGUAGUAGUAAUCUGUAAACUUUUUAUCAUAAAAUUAUGUGCUUACAAUAUAAAUUCAGUUGGCUUUGUUAAAAUGUAAAGUUUUAAUAUGUGUUUUAGUUUCUCUUAAUUUUAAAAGCUGUGUAUACAAUCUUAAAAUUUUCUUUUUAGCUCAUGAUGGCUUGAAAGGUUUUUUGAAGUAUUUAUUUACUUUUUUACUUGUUUGAUCAGUAUCUCUUGUUUUCAUUUAAAGUUAUAUUUAUUCUCACCUGAGGUUUGGAGUAAUAGCUUUGAAACAUGUUACUCUUUAGAAUGGUGGUCUUUCGACUCCUAAGUUGUCCAAGAGGCUAGGGCUGCAAAGUGGUAAGAUUAGAUCUUGGUCAAUGGGAGUGUUCUUUAUUCAGUGCAUAGCAUGUUGCUCAAGAGGGCAGUUGUGGAAGGCAAGGAUGUUUGGGGAACAAAAAUGAUCAGUCCUUGAAUCCUUGUGACUUCUAACUCUAUUGCUAAAAUAAAGAUCAGCAUUUUAAAAAGCUAUAAUAGAACAUUAAGUAUUGCCAUUGAUUGUAUUCAAUAUGAGUGGUUGACAGGAAACAUUUUAAGUGGAUUAUUUUUCUUUUUUUCAAGUAAGAUUUACAUGAGUAAAUAUGAAAUGAAACUACAGCUGAUAGAUAAAUCAGAUACCUAAGAAUAAUGUUGGAGAAGCUGGGUUUCCUGACGAUAUGAGGCUCAGUUAUUUUAGCCUGGGGAUUUUGCCUGGGGAAAAAUGUAUGUGCCUCAACAGCUGAAGGGCUAUUCAGGAAGAAACAAAGUAAAAUGGCAUCUAUUUUAACAUGUAAUUUCGAUAUCUCAUACUUAAUCUUAUCCUUGGCAGAAAUGUCAAAAAAUUCUAGGGGCAAACCAUCUCUGAAGCCGUAUCCAUACCAACAGAUUGAACUGGGUAGAUAAAGUUCUUAGGAAUCAAAUGGUUUUCAUUGGAAGAGGAAGGUCCUUUUAGGUAAUUCUCUGGAGGGAAGGGAAUACUCUGGUAUAAUCCAAAUGUAGAUUAGGCUUAUUUCAAAUAUAGGAAUGUGCAGGCUAAAGAAAUUGCUGGCGCGAGUUGGGGGGCACAUUUUAGAAUUAGUAUAUCACACUUAAAUGUGUUUCCUUCACAUGAUUUUCUAUUUGUAUUUACUCUCACUUAAAUUUUUAAAUAACAUUUUCUUCACUUAUCUUUACUUUUGUAAAUUUUAUAAGUUUUAUAAAUUUUAAGCUUAUCCAAAGAUGAAUUGCUAAUGCUGGAAAUCAUAGUAUAGAUCUGUCCUUAUUGCCUUCUUUACCACCCUUGAGGGACCAAAUUAUUCUAGCUGCAUAAGUUGCUAUUUAAGGUAAAAUCAAGUUUUUAGAGAUGGCAUAACUAGAUUUCUAUUUUAUAUACAUGCUUUUCUUUUGUUUACCCUAGAGUGGAAAUGUACCUCUUUAAGGAAUUAAAGUGGUAAAGUCUGGCCACUAUUUAUCCUGUCACCACAUGGCUGCUGUUGAUUGUUUUUUAAUCAAAAAUCAAGUUUCUAUACUUAAUGACUUGGAAGAUGCAUUACAUUUUGUCAAAACAUAAGAAUGCUUAAAGAAUAAAGAGCCCCUGGAAUCCCCAAAAGAUCAAGAAGGAGAUGUGUAUAAUUUUGUUGUUUAACACAUAUAUAAGCAUUAAUAUUUAUAAUGGAGUUUAGUAUUUUGUAUUUAUACUUCCAUCAACAAUAUAUUGUAGUGUAUUGUUUAGAGACUAUUAAAUAGCUCAGGAUUUACUUAUGGAAGAAAAAAUUCUUCUAGUUCUUUUUUUCUCUUUUAUUUGACUUUUUCUCAGGUUGUUUAAUAAAGAGCAAAUUUCUUCAAUAUGAGGAAGAUAUUUACUUUAUAUAAAACCCUGUCUGGUAUGUAUGGAAGUAAUCCAAAGAACUGACAAGUUGCAGAAUGGUCACUGUCACCUGUUUAAUAUAUUGCAAAAACUGUUCAGGUAAUGGAGAUAACUGUGUGAGUGAAAAUUAGUGCCAUAGCCUUUGAUACUUAAUUUUUGCUUAAUUAUUAAAAUGCAUAUAAAGUAUAUCAGGUUGGUUGCUAUAAAUAAUGGUGUUGGUUCCCUAACAUUUAAAAUUCAUAGAACUGUUAGAUAAAUGUACUUUUGUUUGACCACAGGAUCCAUUUUUUAUUAAAAUGCCCAUAAGAAAAUGUAACAUUUCUAGAAACUCAUUUUUUAAAAAAUGAUCAGUACAAAAUCAUCAGUACAAAAUGUUUCCCUAGCCAAAUUGGUAGUCUCAUGCUUUUUUAAAUAGCAUUAUUUAGAAUAGUCCUAAAAGCACGUUUUCCCAUUAAAUUAAAUGUCAAAUUAUGUGCCUUCUUCGGAACCUUUUUAAGGGGAAAUUUCAAGGAAUGAGACUAUGUUUAAUUCACUGAAAUGAAUUAUGAUUUCAAACAUCUGUAAGGUAUUUUAAAGAUGAUCUUAUGUAACGUGGUAAUAGACAUUUUUAGUGGAAUAUACCCUUCAGCUUUUCCUUACUUGAUAUAUGUUGUAGCUUGGAAAGAAAAUCACACACAGAUAAAAUAUUCUAGGAACUAAGCAGCAUUAAAAUAAAACAUAUGUGUUACACAUGCAAACAGUAAAAAGCAUGUCCGUGGGCCAGCCUUUUUUAUUUUAAGAAAAACUGUCUUCAAUAAUCAUUUGAGAUUAAAAAAGAUAAUUUUGACAUAUCUUUUUUGAUUUUACCGUCAGCCAAUUGUAGUAAUCUGUCCACAUACUUUUCUCAUUCGAAUCAGCAUUCACAAAGGCAUACACUUUAUAGGAACCUUAGGAAGUUCUUGGAUUAAACUUAAAAACUACAUUUAAAGGACACAUUGAUAUAGGAGUCCCCUCACUUUUAUCCCCAUGAAGAAAUAGUAAUGGCUGCCAUUUAGGGCUUCCUCACACUUCUAGUCCUCUAUAUUGACUGAGGAAUCUUUAGACAACUGGUGACCAAAUGGUUAGCUUUUCACCAACUUGGGCUUUUAUAUUUGAAAUUCACAUUUAGUCUCAUUCCUACCUACUGCUGCAGAAUGGCCUUUAGACAACUAGACUUUAAAAAGUUAAAAGGCAAUAAGUCAAUCCCCUGGAAACGAUGCAGAAACGUAGAUUCAAAUCAUAAAUAAGGAAAUGCAUUGAGUACAUUAAACAGACAUAGAAAAAUGGAUUUCUGUCUUUUGUAGUAAGGUAAUUGGGCACUACUGCUUGGCAGGAGCUGGUGCUAUUGAGCUAGCUCUAGCUGCCACAGGUUGAUAGGCAGGUGAUAAGGCAGCUUCCACCAGGGUCUGCACAGGAGGCCUACCUAAUAUGCUGUCUGCCCUAAGGGCCUAUGGGAACACAGUUGGAUUAUUAUGUUAAUGCAUGAGCCCGCUGCCCUCUUCCUAUCCCAGCUGGGUUCCCUGUUGUUAGGAACUGCUUUGCACUGACAGUGGAGUAAUAUGCUUCAUGAUUGAAAGGGCAAAGGGGCUUGAAAGAAAAAAAAAAAAAAA
Messenger RNA from Sapajus apella (tufted capuchin), 4821 nucleotides. It is a transcript of the gene SLC10A7, whose product is annotated as solute carrier family 10 member 7. The coding region runs from base 250 to 693 and encodes 147 amino acids. The record is from RefSeq and is a predicted model, not a curated record. Gene Ontology annotation, cellular component: plasma membrane. Lineage: Eukaryota; Metazoa; Chordata; Mammalia; Primates; Cebidae. The transcript has 5 exons.